AUGCGGCAGCCUUUUGCCAUCAGACUGUUGCUGCUGUUGUUGCUUUCAACUGCAUCGGGGUCGGCGGCAGUAUGGCUUCGCAGCCGCAACAAGGGAGGUUACCCUCCCCAUGGGAGCAGCAAUAGGAAGGCCUGUUGCAGAAAUUCACCUUCAGGCUUUCUACCUGAGUUGUCUCGUGGUACCAUUCUAGGCCUCCCGCGUGCCGCUAUACUGGGGAAGAGCGCAGCUGCAACCACGGCAGCAAUAGUAGAAGCGCGAAGGCCUAUCCAGCAGUCGCCUCAUCAACAGCCUGCCCUCACUUCACCUAGCGUAUCCCCGCCGUUCCCCUUCAGUGUUGGGGAUGGUGAGGCUGCUGUGCCUUCUGCUGCUUCUGCCGGGCUCCAGGCGCACGAGGAGGCAAACGCAGAACGCGAUUCUAUAGUGGCUGCAGUCGAUGACUUGUCCUUGCGCUCGUUGCUGUCAAGACAGCUACUGGUGUGGGGACCGGAGCAGCAGAAAGUGCUGCCGAACUCACGCGUACUGCUAAUUGGCGCGAGUGCUGUUGCUGUUGAGGCCGCAAAGUGUUUGCUGCAGUCGGGGGUGGGUUGCGUCUUGUUGGCGGACCCGGAGGAGCCGGCUCCUCAAGAACGCGCAGCCAACUUUGCCCUGGCUGAGUAUGCAGAGCAGCAAGAAGCAGCAGCUUCGGAAACAGCAGCUUCAGAAGCAGCAGAUCAUGCUACAUUUGCCGUUGCUGAAGCUGCCGACGGCGCUGGUGCUCCUGAUCCUUCACUGUUUUCUCCACGACGCCGGGUUAGCCUGUCUGCCCAGCUGCUGGGAACUCACGAGCGGCGCCAGCAGCCAGUGCGUCCAGUGACUCGAGCUGGAAUUGCCUGUGCUGCUUUACGGCGGGUCGGUGCUCCGUACGCUCGCGUCUCGGAGGUGGCCUUACAUAUUCAGCCGGGGGAAACUGCGGCCGCUUGGCGGGCGCGUGUGGUGAACGUGCUGCAGCAAGUCGAUGUGCUUCUGCUAUGCGAUAGACCUCUGCAGCAAAAAAUUUUUUACUCUGCGAUGGCUCGAGGACUGCGGUCCCAGUGGAAGGAGCAGCAACUGCGUGAACAGCAACCGGAAGGACGGCAGCGGCAACUGCAGCACGAGAGGCAGCCUCACAGACGCCAGGGAGGCCCCCUUGUAGUGACUGUGUGUACAGCUGGGCUCACCGGCCGGGUUGCUGUUGACUUCGGCGAUUUCAGUUUUUCCAGAGUCAGCGAAGAGGCUGCUCUCACAGCCCUCUUGCAGAAACACGCGCAACAGAAACUGCAACGCCAGCAACAACACCAGCAGCAAGAGCAAAUUGGACGUAUGCGUUUUGCCCCACUAAGCACCGUCCUGUGCCUUUCGGACUCCAAACAGGCCAUCGAAGAGCAGUCAUUGCUGGACUGGCAGGAGCCGCCUGAUGCGCAGCAGCAGUACCUUAUUGCCGCGUUUGAAGCCCUCGAUGCAGCGGAGACAGACGGACGUGGAGUGAGCCAAGACCCACCAGAAGUUGCUGCAGCACGCGAGGAAGUUGCUGCAGCAGCAGCUGUUGCUGCGCCUGACGACAGCAGAGAAGCAGCGUCUGCAGCUGCUGGAAGUCUCAGGAGCUGGAGUGCUAACCGUCUACCUGCUGCCUCACUCGUUGCAACUCGCGCUGCUGCCAUUUGGAAACGUCGUUUUGGGCCCAGUGUGGCUGGCGCAGCGGCGGCCUCCGCAGCGGCCGCAGCAUCGGCUGCUCGCCAGUCUGCUGCUGCAGUUGCUGCUGCUGCCUCUGGAGCAGCAGCUGCUGCAGUUUCGACGGGGGAAUUGGAGGCUGGGCGGGUUGGGGCGCUCAUGGCUCGCGGGUCGCGGGGACACCUUGCCCCGGUUGCAGCCGCAAUGGGUAGGCAACAGUGCUUUGUUUCCGCCUCCUGUGCUGCUGCUGCGUUCUGGAUGCAUUGGUUCGUGAACAACUGUGGGGCUACAGUUGUCUUGUGUGCCGCUGCCCUCGCAGGUGCUCUCGCUGCGCAAGAGACCCUAAAGGGACUCACCCGAAAAUACCAGCCUCUGAAUGGGCCAUUCGUGCUGCAUGCGCUGGAGCUGCUAGGGCUUACUGUACCGGCCCAAAGGAAAGAUGACACGAAACGAGUCAGCGGCGACAAGGUCGGCAGCCGCAGCUACACGCGGACUUGCGACAGGCACGCCUCUGAUGGCUCACCAGCUCAUGCGCCAAUAUCACCUGCAGCGGGGGCAGAACCAGGCGCAGCAGCAGGGAAAACGGAAAAUCUGGAAGCUGCUCCUGCUGUAGGUGGUGCUCCGAGAGAGGCAGCAGCAAGGCGGGUGCCUUGGGAAGGGCAGCAGCAACUCCUAGGCUUGGCGCUGCAGCGUCGACUUAAUCACUUGCGAGUCUUGCUAGUGGGUGCCGGCGCUAUCGGAUGUGAAGUACUGAAGAAUUUUGCGCUUAUGGGCGUUUCUGCGGACUGCCGUAACUCCAGCGGCAGCAGCGAGAGUCCCACUACCAAGUACUGCUGUAGCAGCAGCUCCAGGUGCAACCCAUCCACGAGCGGCGAAAAGCAAGGCAGCGGCCUCCUGCGACUGCUUUUCGCGUGCUUACACGGAGCCCAGUGCAGCAUGUUCAGGCGAGCUGAUGCUAGAGCAGCAGGAGCGGCGACUUCAGUAGGAGCAGUAGCGAGGGAAGAGAGUGCGGAAGCCUGCAAGCGCGGGUUGCUCUCUUUGAUGGACGGGGACACCGUGGAGACCUCUAACCUCAGCAGACAGGUCCUCUUUACUGCCUCGUCUUUACAACAGCCCAAGGCAACCGCUGCUGCUGCUGCAGCGCUACGCUUCUGCAGCCGCAUACGACUGCGCCCUUUCCCGUAUAUGGUCCUCUUCACUGCCUCGUCUUUACAACAGCCCAAGGCAACCGCUGCUGCUGCUGCAGCGCGACGCUUCUGCAGCCGCAUACGAAUGCGCCCAUUCCCGUAUAUGCUGUCUUCAGAUACCCUAAGACACCUCCCCUCCAUGUACCUACAGGACCAGGACUUGGUGGUGGCUGCCUUGGACUCAAUAGAGGCUCGUCUUUACGUCGACACGCUUUGCCUCCUCCACGCCAAGCCUUGGGUGGAGGCCGGCACUCUCGGUCUUCGAGGCCAUUCUCAGAGCCUGGUGCCUCAUCUGACGGAACAUUACGCCGCUGCAUUGAUUGGCACUGCUGUUCAUGCUUCUCCAACUGCCCAAUCCCAGACGGCUGUCCCCGUUUGUUCUGUUCGGGGAGCUCCCACUACCCCUCUCCAUGCAGUGCAUUGGGCCUCAGCUCUGCUGGAGCACACCUUCAAAACUGACAUCGCCGCUGCGCAUAUGCUGCUGCAGCAGCUGCUUCAGCAGCAGAUACAAUUGCGCCAGAGGACGUCUGGUGAACACGGAAGGGCUGCUCUACCACCAGCAGCGUCAUCUCAUGCCGCUUCUUCAGGCGCGCCCGAUGAUGUUCAGGUAGCGCUUGGCAGGUUGGGCAUGGCCCCUGUUGCUGUGGCUGCCGCCGCUUCUGGGCCUAUGCGGCUGCGGCUGCUGUUGCGGCUUGCAGUGGAGGUCCUGAGAGCGCAGCGCAGCACGACUUCCGUAGCACAGGGUCAGCAGGCGUCGCAGGAGCAGCAGCAGCGCGGGAAUUGGCGAAGGCAUUACGAAAAACAUGGUGGCAGCAAAUACAGAGUUUCUCCUCUGUCGCCAGAGCAUCUGAGGCUUGUGGAGUUUGCAGUUUUUUUGUUUGGUGUUUUGUACCAGAAAGGAGGCACAGAGGGGCCAAUGCAAGGAGACGCAGCAACAGCAAAGGACAGCGCCUCACGUGAGAAGGACGCAAACAGGCCACAUAAACAAAGACACUUGCUUUUGGAUCCUGCAGACGCAGACGCACUCGACUUUGUUGCUGCUACUGCGCAGCUACUUGCUGCCAGCCUUCGCAUGGAAUCCCCUGCAAAGGAAACGCACACCUUUGACUGUGCAAAUCCCCCAUCGGCUUCCGUCUUGCAGCAGGAGCAAGCGGAAGAGUUGCUGUUGCAAGGAAGGGGCUCGGGCUCUUGGAGCCGUCAGUCAAUUGCUCAAGCCCUGCAGCGUUUGCUGCCGAAGGCCGCGCUCAGCGAAGCUGGGGAAGCAGGGUUGGCAGAGGGCAGUGUAGAUCCCAUGGCUGUCAGUCUUUCUGCACUUGCUGAGGAACUGGUUCGAGAAGUGGCUGCAAGAGCCGCCGGGGCAACGAUGGGAGCACACUUGAGACUUAUCGGGGCCCCUGCCGUUCCGUCUCUCUCUGCAGAUGACGCCGUGCCUCUCCGCUUCCUGACUUCUGCCGCCCGGCUUCGCUGCCGAGCCUUUGGGCUGACGCCUCUCCCGAGUCCCGAAGAGGCUCAACAGCUGAUAGGCAGUAUUGUUCCUGCAACUGCAACUGCGACGACUUUUGCGGCUGCGCUUGUCUGCCUCGAAGUGUAUAGAUUAGUAGCUUUGGGCCUCGCAGGUGUGCCUUCGGGCCAACGCGUGCAGCAGCGAGAACAGCCACAGCAGCAGGAGCAACGCAGGCAGCAAACGGGAAGGGAUUACCCUGUGCUGUGGUUGGACAGGGGUGAACGCCGAUAUCGGCAAGCUGCGACGAAACAGCAGCAACAGUUCCUGCGGAGCAGCUUCUUCUCCCUAUCAGUGCCAUUCCUGGCGGAGGCGCCCCCGCUGCCUCCUCCAAUGCAUCACUUCCACGCAGGCCGCUGGCGUGGACUACCUUUUUCUCCUUGGCACUUCUUCCGCCUGAGACUGCGCGGCAGGGGUGUCAGCAGGAGCUCUAAUUGGUGCGUAGGGCAAGGAGCGGUUCCAGGGGAAGCAGAAGCAGCGGAGGCAAUUACCAUAUCGGAGCUAGUGGGGCUCAUAGAGAAGCACACUCGGGCUCAUGUUUUGUCUUUGACGUGCGAGGGGACUCUCCUCUACGCUGCUUCAGAAGAGAAUGACAAGCUGCAGCGCCAGCAAUUGCAGGCAGCGUUUCCGCCUCAUAUAGUGGCGUUGUUUGGAGAGCAUCAGCAAGAAACGCUCCCUGACCCGGAGACGAGCCUCACUGAGGCAUUGCGCCGUGCAGGAUUAGCUCCGAGUUGCGGCGAGAUGCAGCAGCCUCGCCAGCAGCAACAAAACAGGAGUGCAAGGCGUCUGCAUCAACAGUUUAAGGGCCCCACUUGGGCGGUGAUCCGCAUAGCGGCUUCGGAUCCGUUUGGGGUUUGUGUGCCUUUGCCUCCAGUUAAGGUUUGGAUAAGGCCUAAGGCGUAA
Molecule: messenger RNA, 5277 nt
Organism: Eimeria acervulina
Lineage: Eukaryota; Apicomplexa; Conoidasida; Eucoccidiorida; Eimeriidae
Product: ubiquitin-activating enzyme e1, putative
Exons: 4
Coding region: 1-5277 (1758 amino acids)
Biological process (GO): protein modification by small protein conjugation
Cellular component (GO): cytoplasm
Molecular function (GO): ubiquitin-like modifier activating enzyme activity
Source: RefSeq, a predicted model, not a curated record